Centruroides sculpturatus (bark scorpion) is the source of this 3072-nucleotide messenger RNA. RefSeq names its product periodic tryptophan protein 1 homolog (gene nclb). The record is from RefSeq and is a predicted model, not a curated record. The transcript has 15 exons. Gene Ontology annotation, molecular function: protein binding. Gene Ontology annotation, cellular component: nucleus. Gene Ontology annotation, biological process: rRNA processing. Lineage: Eukaryota; Metazoa; Arthropoda; Arachnida; Scorpiones; Buthidae. The coding region runs from base 59 to 1561 and encodes 500 amino acids.
AUUCAAAGUUUGGAAAAGGCUGAUCAUGUUCACACGUGUUACUUAAUACUGCGGAAAAAUGAAUUUUAUUUCGUGUUUAUCUUGGAUUAAAAGGGGAGUGGCCAAACCAACACCCGAAAAAGUGCAUCUUUCGAAAGAUGAUUUGAAGAAGCUGAUAAAUGAAACAAAACAGGACAUUAAAGAUGUCGAGAAUGAAAAUGGCGAUCUGACAGUGCAGUCCGUGGACGAGUCGGCCUUUAAAGAAGAGUGUGUGCUGAACGAUGAAGAUAUAUCGUUAAAGUAUGACUUGGAUAAUUAUGACGUUGAUGAUUCUUCCAAUCCUAUGGUGAAUCUAGCAGAUUUGACUGUUUUUGCAAACAAUGAAGAUGAUCCUUAUAUAACAUUGAAAGACAAGGAGGAUGAUACCGACGAUGAUGAAGAUUUUCAUAUUCGACCGACAGAUAACCUUGUUGCUGUCGGUAGAGUUCACGAAGACUGUAGCGUGUUAGAAAUUUAUGUUUAUAAUGAAGAGGAGGACGAUCUGUACGUUCAUCACGAUACGAUUCUGCCUGCAUAUCCAUUAGCUCUGGAAUGGUUGAAUUUUGAUCCGAGCGAAGAAACUCCAGGAAACUACAUUGCCGUUGGCGAUAUGACGCCAGUCAUACGUAUUUGGGAUAUUGAUGUGGUGGAUGCACUAGAGCCAGCUUACACUCUCGGAAAGACUGCCAAGAAGAAGAAGAAAGCUAAAUCAAAAUAUUGUGGUCACUCAGAAGCUGUGUUGGAUAUAUCUUGGAAUAAGCACAUUAGACAUAAUUUGGCAAGUGGCUCUGCAGAUUACACAACUCUCAUAUGGGAUAUAUCAGAAGAGAAACCCGUUACGAAAUUUGAGAAAAAUACAGAAAAGGUGCAAUCUGUUAAAUGGCAUCCUUUUGAAAGUCAAAUUUUGCUGACUGGAAGCUGUGAUAAGACAGUGAGAGUGUUUGACUGUCGCAAUAAGGAUGACACUCACAAAUGCUGGCUGCUGGAUGGUGAAAUAGAAAAAGUUAUCUGGGAUCACUUUAAUCCUUUCUUCUUCCUUGCUAGUACAGAUAAAGGUUCUGUAUACUGUUUAGACGCAAGAAACGAUAAACCUGUUUAUGUGAUCAAAGCUCAUUUCGAGGCUGUUACAGGGCUUUCUUUAAGUACGCAAUGCGCAGGUUGUCUCGUGACAGCAUCCACUGAUGGUACAAUCAAAAUUUGGGACAUCAGCAAUAACCAUCCAGAUUUUAUAGAAGAAAAGAAGUUAAAUGUGGGAUCCAUACAUGCUCUCGCAUUGUCUACCGAUUCGCCGUUUUUGUUUGCUGCUGGUGGUGACGAUCGCUCAAAUAACUUCACCGUCUGGGAUUUUGGAAAUAUGAAAUCUGUUUCGACGAGAUUUGCUCAUUACAUAAAUGAAAAUCUCUCAAAAGUUCAGAACGAGACAGAACUAAUGGAAACAGAUCUAACUACAGACGAAAUGCAGAAUCUUAGACUGAAUAACAUGGAGAUGGGAAUCAAACCGAAAAAGAAAUUUCGACAGUUUAAAUCCAUAAAACCAAAAUAACUGUAAAUAUUUAAAUAUUAAUUUUGAAAAUAAAUAAAUAUAUAUUUCUUGUUAUUUUUUCGGGGGAUACUUUCAUACAUAACUUUUAAAAACUCAUCGUUGCUCAACUUUUACAUGUUGGCCGUGUGGUAUAUUUGUUCCGGCUUAUCAUUGGAAGGAUCUUGUACGAUCUCCUCAAUCUGGAUUCCCGUUUUAUCUAGUUGACUCCGUUCUGGGAUGCUGCGGCCCCUAGAUACAGGGAAUCAUUGUUGAGCUGUCAUUUGUCGACCGCAGUGUUGCUGGUUCGACCAGAUUUUAACAGGGUUUACUUGUACAUGUUUGUGAAAGCCUUUUGUAUAGGCUUGGUCAGACACACAAAAAAUGUUGUUGUAUCUGUCUAUAAAUCACAUUUAAUAAUUAUCAGACAAUCUUUCAAAUUUUUAAGGUGUAAUACCUUUUAAAUCAUGAUUGUUUUCCUAUUUAUCAAUAUAAAAUUUCGUUUUUGAAUGGUGUUUAAAUGGCAUUAAAAACAAAGCUUGUUAUAAAUGGUGUUUCUAUAUAUUGGAAAGUAAGAAAAGUAUUGAUUGUUGUUUGUUCGAAAAUGACUUGAGUCACUUCUUACAGUAUAUGAAUAUAUUAAAAUUAUCGAGUUUGUGGAUCAAUAACUAUAUUCGUUUUUUAUUUAAACAUACUUUCACGAAAGAAAAUGCUAAAAAUUUUGCAAAAUUCUUCACAUUUUCGCUUCUGAGAACUGUAUUUGCUAUGUAUAUGAUUAAACAUAUAUAUUCAAUACAUUUCUUGUCAUUUCAAGGUGUGCCAAUACGUUAAUAGCUUUCUCGGUAGUUGCUUCAUUGCAUUCCAUUGUUCUCGACCCCUGCCUUGCGUAUUUGUUCCCAGAGCAACUUUUCCAACAUAAGAUUUCUUCUUGAUUUGUUUGGAGUUUGAGUUAUCGGACGAUGCUCUGUUCCCGUUACCUUUGUCUACGACAACCGUCAGCAGUACGACAUUUUCCAGAUCGCUCAGCGGCAAGUCGAACGAGAGUACUUCGUUGAAUACCGGAAAGCUGGAACCUUGGCAGGAAUUUGUUUUUCUCUGUUGGAUGACUUUGCCGUUUUUUAACAUCAAUACGGAAACAUACGGUGCUGUAAUGCGUAAAUUUGUUUUCAAUCGUAACAAAAUUCAUGCUACAUAAGAUUUAAAUUAGUCGAGUUUGUUGACUUACCGAAUUUUGUUGGAUCGUCCGUAGUUAAUCUCAAAUGACAGGCUUUAAAUAUGGUAAACGUUAGACGUUGCGCCGUAGGCAAGUAACUUAAUCCAAAACAUAAUUUUCCAUUUGUCUUGAUUUGUGAAAAAGAAAUUCAAAUUAUUAAUUGAAAAAUUAAUAAAUAAAUAACUGAGUUAGAUUUCUAAUCAGAUGAAUUCUGUAUUGUAUCUAACUUUGAAAAAAUGUGAUUUACCUCUUUAGGUGCUGUCAAAUCAACUGUGUGUUCCUGUAUUUGAAUAUUCUUUAAUAAAUUAUAAUCUUUCAAGUA